Messenger RNA from Mycena indigotica, 966 nucleotides. RefSeq lists its product as uncharacterized. The transcript has 5 exons. The record is from RefSeq and is a predicted model, not a curated record. NCBI's taxonomy places the organism in Eukaryota, Fungi, Basidiomycota, Agaricomycetes, Agaricales, Mycenaceae. Bases 1 to 966 code for a protein of 321 amino acids.
AUGUCUUCAUCGUGCCAGUCCCUCCUUGCCGCGCUCCGCGACUGUCUCCUCGCGUCGGAGUGUGUAACUAAACAAGGCCACAAGCCAACGGAGUGUCUACGCGACCAUACCGACGAGCUGCCGGAAGAGUGUAGGAUGCUGAGGAAAGCGACAUUUGACUGUAAACGCGGAAUGAUAUGCGGAACAGAUUUCGCGGAAACCCUGGCGCGCAAUUUCGCUAUGUGCCGGUGGACAGGUCAACUACUGCUUCUGUGGAUUCAGACACGAGUUGAAUGCAAAUCAUCACGUCUUUCUUUGCUCAUUGGAGUCGUUACGAACCCCAUGGGCUAUAAAGUGACCGUCUUUCUAGCCGAGCUCCAACUGGCCUACCCUUCUACCAACCUCUCCUACGCCUACGAGUCUAUCAACAUCUCGACCAACCGCCAGAAAGAGCCAUGGUUCCUCGAACUUAACCCAAAUGGACGUAUUCCUGUCCUCAUCGACCGUCAGCGGAACAACUUCGUCGUCUUCGAAACCGCUGCGAUACUUCUCUACCUUGCACAACACUAUGACGUCGAGAAGAAGUUCUGGUUCGAUGUGACGAAUGAGGCGGAUGACUAUAGCGAGAUGCUGCAGUGGGUGUUCUUUGCGCACGGCGGAAUUGGGCCGAUGCAGGGUCAAGCCCAUCACUUCCACCAUGCUGCCCCCACCGACAUUCCCUAUGGCAAGAAACGCUACACAGAGGAAACCAAGCGGCUCUACGGUGUACUCGAGUUGCGUCUCGCACAAAACGGUGGGCGUGAUUGGCUUGCCGGACCGGGGCGUGGCAAAAUCUCCAUCGCAGACAUCAAUGUGUCGCCCUGGGUGAGAGUCUAUAAGAAGGCGUUUGUAGACAUCGAAGAGUUCCCAAGAGUGAAGGCAUGGCUUCAACGGCUUCUUGAUCGACCUGGGUACCAGGCAGGCCUCAACGUUCCAGUUUUGCCGUGA